AUGCAUCCAUAUCCUCUACUCCCAUGUCUCUUCUCUCCCAACCAGUCUCCAUCACACUCCUCCCUCCUACCGUCUCUCAUCACCUCCCUCUCCCUCCUCCUCCCGACCUCCAAACCCCUAUCCAGCACCGCCCCUGUCUCUUCCCGCAGACCAGCACGUCCACACUCCACACGCCAGUUAGUCCUUCACAAACAGAGCCACGGUACGGAGCUAUACUGUUACAGACUCCUGUGUUCUCUGGUUCUCCUCAUUCCCAGUUUUAGCAGGAAGAUCAGCACAGAGAGCAGCAGCAGCAGCAGCAAUAUCAGCAGCAGCAGCAGCAGCAGAGGCAGCAUGAGUGUGCGAGGCCCAUGGGGAGCCAGCUGCAUUGCCCUGGUGGGGAUGGUGGUGGUGGUGGUGGCAAUAUCACUCCCCAGGGUGGCAGCACACACCUACAUGCGCCGCGGUGAGCCAAGCGCACCACAGACUUACUUGAGGAAUUUCACCAUGCCUGGAAUCACGCCAAGGGUGGACGAGGCUUACCUAUGCACGGCAGUGAGGCUCAAUGACUCAGUGGAAGAGUGGGUGGUAAGAUUUGACCCGCUUGCCUCAGCCAACCGGGCCCACCACAUGCUGCUCUUCGGCUGCUCUGAUGUGCUGCAGCAGAACCUGGAGGGAAAGUUCUGGGACUGUGGCCACCAUGGAGUGUGUCAAAACAGCCGCAUCAUGUAUGCAUGGGCCAAGAACGCACCCACCACUAGCCUGCCAGAGGGUGUCGGCUUCAGGAUUGGUGGCCAGACAGGCAUUCACUUCCUCACACUGCAGAUCCACUAUGCCAAGGCCCUGCCUGAGGGAGUCAAGGACCACUCAGGCCUUCAGAUGGAACUCACCACACAGAAACAAAAGUAUAAGGCUGGCAUAUACCUUUUGGCAGCUGGUAAUACAAUCAUCCCUCCUAAUACCCCAAAAACCCAUGCUGAUAUGAACUGUCUCUUGGCGGAUAGUGGUGAGCCGAGAGACAUCACCUUGUUUGCCUACCGAGUCCAUGCACACGUCCUUGGCACUGUCAUCACUGGCUACCUGUUUGACACCACAAAAAAUGAGUACAUAGAGAUUGCAAAGGGCAACCCACACUGGCCUCAGGCAUUCUACCCUAUGAACAAGACACACUUGGCAAAGACCUCGGACAUCCUCCACGCUCGUUGCACCUGGAAUUCCACCGGGCGCUCCAGACACACUAUGAUAGGAAGUACUGCUGCUGACGAGAUGUGCAACCUCUACCUGAUGUACUACACUGAUCCAAGGCUGGGCUCAGAGUUCUCAGCAUGUGGCAUGGAGACUUACCCAAUGAUCACCAAGAAUCUUCCCCCUGACAGUGAUGUGCCUCUGCCUCCCAACCCUUUGCUGGAGGAACAUGCCAAGGGGAAGAAUUUGCAUAAGGAGCAGGCUUUUGAAUACUCCAUUAACAAGGAUGAGCCAAUCAAAGUAGAGAAGAAAGGACAUACUCACCAAUAUCUUCAGGGUUAUGAGAGUCCCUAUUACGAUUACAUGGAUGACUACCGCAAACGUAACAGACAGCCACCUCUUGCUCUGGAGGCCGAGCGGAUUAGUGAUGGAGGUUACAGAGACAACCGGUACCAAGCCAAGCCUGGAGGUUAUGAGUAUGAGGAUGCCACCAACUACCCUCAGCCCCAGCAGGUCCUUCAAAGGUGGAAGACACCAGCAGAUACACCCAGACCAGCACUCAUGGAGAAUUCACGCAAGGCCAAGCAGCUGAAGAUACUGGCAUUCAAGACAGCAUCAGACUGGGGCCAGGAGGAGGUUCAGUAUGGGCAGGUGGUGGCUGUGGCUCUGGACUCUGCUGGUGAUGUGGUGGUGUUCCACAGGGGGGAGAGAUCCUGGGAUGGCUCUACCUUCAAGGGCAACAUCCUGAGGGACACAAGCAAGCCCAUCAAGAGUCCUACAUUGCUGCACCUCAGGAAGGAUACUGGACACAUCAUUGACAAGUGGGGGGAAAAUUUCUUCUUUGUCCCACACGGCCUCACGCUGGACAAGAACAAUAACAUCUGGGUUACUGAUGUUGGCAUGCAUCAAGUCUUCAAGUUCCCUGCUGGCUACGGCAAUGGCCAGCCUCUACUCUCUCUUGGCACAAGGUUUGAGCCGGGAGACGAUGACACACAUUUCUGCAAGCCAACAGGCGUGGCAGUGAUGACCAACGGUGAAUUCUUUGUUUCUGACGGUUACUGCAAUGCUCGAGUCAUUAAGUACUCAGCCAAUGGGAAAAUACUGCACCAGUUUGGAAAGCAAACCAAAUAUAACUUUUUUGAUGUGAGUAGUUUGCCUGCCCCCGGGACUUUCAACAUCCCUCAUGCCCUCACACUGGCUGACAACGAGGGGGAGGUGUGUGUGGCUGACCGGGAAAAUGGCAGGGUGCAGUGCUUCACCACCACGCUGGGGAAGUUUGCCAGACAAUUCAAGUUUGAUGCCUGGGGGAAGCGCCUCUUCUCUGUCGCCUACAGUCCUGCUAAUGGUGGGAAGAUCUUUGCCGUCAAUGGGCCAUCUUUACUCGGCACACAGAAACUGAAGGUGUAUGAAGUGGACUACACAUCAGGUGAACUUAUGGGAGCCUUCAGUCCAAAGAAUGAGGGCCUGAGCAACCCUCACGAUGUGGUGGUCUCCCCUGAUGGCCGAGAAGUGUAUGUGGCUGAGAUUGGCCCAAACAAUGUGUGGAGGUUUGUGAAUGACUCUGGGAUCAAGAGGGAAGUGAAGCCCACCAAUGUGACAAAGUUAAGCCCAGUACUGGUGAAGGCAGAAGGAAGAAUGGAUGCAUCAGCCAAGGCAGAAAGAACAUCUCUGUUGUACAUUGCCAAUUGGUCAUCAGCCGGAGUGUCAACGGUGGUGCUGGGGCUGCUGACGAUCCCAGUAAUUGUCCUCACGGCGCUCACCCUCAUCAUCCGUGCCCGCAGGACAGGUCAUCUCAAGAUGCGGAACAAGAGCAAUGGGUCGCUGGGGUCACUGCUACGGCACUCUGGGAAACAUGACACGGGCCUGAAUAUCGGCUCCCUCAUCAACAAGCACCAUGGCUUUGAGAAGGUGGCCACUGAGGACUUGGACGGCCCUGACUCUGGUGAUUCAGAUGUUGAGGAGUUUUCCCAAGUUGCAAGUAGAGCCUAAGAUGAUUGUGUGUGUCAGUGAUUCUUUCUUGUUUCAUUGUGUACAGCUAAAUGGUUUUAUGAAAGGAGAAAAGGGUUCAUGUGAUGACCAGACACCUUAGCUUCAUUUUGGAGUGUGUUAUAGUAAGUACAUUAGGUUAGGUUGAAUUAUCAUCAAGAUCUGUUUAACCCAAUUUAUCCUAACUGAGCAUGAUGUAUCCUAACUUCACUUAACACAUCCCAAAAACACUUAGGAUGGCUGGUCUAUAGGUAAUGAAAACAAAGGCCAAAAAUAAGAGCAUAGAUACACACAUAUAUAUAUAUAUAUAUAUAGAAGAAUGCAAAGUGCAUUUUAAGUUAUUGAUUGGUGCAUGAUAUAAAGACAUUACUCUUCUAAACUCCAGGUGGCUAUAUGAUGUGAUAUGGAAAGUCUUCUGUUUAUUUAUUCUAUCAGUCUCUGUCUGGUGCCUGUUCCUAAGAUAGCUGCAAUACAAUUAUUCCCUGCCUUGCUUCCAUCCCUGCAUGCAAUAAUCUUCUCAUUCUCCUUUUCACCUUCUAACAAACUCCAUGCAUAAUUUGUCUUUACUUUCCUUCCCUGCAUGUUUUAAUCCUCUCAUUCUUUUAUGUCCCUUCCUCUUACAUAACAUACUUCAUAUAUUUCUGUCUUACAUUUCCCCUUGCAUGUUGUAAUCCUCUCAUUUUCCUAUUUUUUCUUAUUUUUACAUGCUUCAUAAGCUCCUAUCCUUAAUUUUCUUCCUUGCAUAUUCUGACACUUUUAUCCUUCUAUUAAUUUUUUCCCAUACUCCAACACUCUUUUUCCCUUUUACUGAAGUUCAUUCUCACAUACCACCAUGUCUACCACACUUCUACACAGUCUUUUAGUCAUCUUGCUUCUUGCUGUCCUUCUUACAAGGUCAGACCACUUCAAGAUGAUGUGUGUGUAUGGGUGUGUGUGUGUAACCCUCUAAACACUCCAUCUUUCACCUUUAUUGGAUCUGCUAAACAACUUGUCAUUACUUAUUACUUCUUGCCCACCACCACAGAGAUUUAUCUAAUAGUUAUUUCAUCUGCUUGCAUGCUUGACUUUUCCCUUGUCCUUCAUUCCUCCCCCAGUCUUACUAUUCACUGACAGACAGUUUCUGAAGAGUGAUACUGAUCUUUUACUACAAAAACCUGCAUCAGGUUGUUCAUUUGCUGCUGAGGAAAAUAUUUCUUCAAGCUUUCACAAGAUAAUCAAGAAUCAUUAAUGAUAAUCCUGAGCUGAGUAAUUUUAUAUCCUUGGUAAACAAACUGCCCAAGUGAUUUCUAGAUUGUGUAUUUUAUUUGCUUAUAUCUGGUAAAUCUGCCUUUGUCAUGCCCAAGACUAAAUAGUUUGAGAUUUUUCUCAACUUUUCUAUCUUUUAUGUGAAAUUCAAGAAAAUUUCCCUUAGAAAAUUAAAUGAAAUGUAAGACUUGGGCAGUUAUUUAUGAAGGCAAUUUUUGUACAUUACAUCUUGCAUGUGAACUAAGCUGGAUUAUUAUUUAGUGAAAUGAUAUGUAUUACACUGACAGUGUUAUCAAUUUUUGACUUCUCUCAAUUUUGUAAGAUAUAUAUAAUCUGUGUGUGUGUGUGUGUGUGUGUGUGUUCGUGUGUUCGUGUGUGCAUGUGUGCGUGCGUGCGUGUGUCCGUGCAUGCAUGCGUGUGCAUCAUAUAUACAUGUUUUUACAGCAAGCCAAAUAGCAUUUCUCUGUACAUUAUUUACAGUAGUAGUACUAGCUGCAGACUUACAGUGAUGGGUGAUAUAUCAGAUACAGGACAUUAUAGUCACUUAUAUGUGAAGCAUAUAUGAGCGUACUGGGCUUGGUGGCGGCAGACAGUAGUAUUACACAUAUAUAUAUUGACAUGUAUAUAUAUGUUCUGCAGUGUUGGCUGUGGAAGCUGUGACCUGUGGGAUGGAACAAAGAAACUGCCAAGAGAUUUAGAUUUCUUUAAAAUACUUUAUUUUGUCUUUUCUUUUGGGUAAGUUUUUCAUAUGUUGUCUUUCUAUUUUCAUCUUAUUGCUCCCUUGAGUUAGAUUACCUUUUGAAGAUGGCUGGACUUUUGAUUCUUAGUCGCUGCCCUUCCCAACCUUUGCUCAUUACUUUAUAACAAGUCCUGACGUAAUAAUCUGGACAGGUAUUACAAGUCCUGAAUGCAUUCUCUGGCUGGCCAUGGCAGCAGGACCAUCUCCUUGCCUGCUACUCAGACUUUUAAUUGAUGUUUUAUAGAGUGGUAUUCAGGAAGAUGAGCCUUUACCUUGUGCAAAAAAUCAUGCAUUUCCAUGUGCAUAAAUUGAAUGUGUGACUCCUGAAGUGGCUGCAGCAGUCCACUCAUCAAAUAACUGUCCAUCCCUUACUUACAAACAGUGGCUGAUUGAACAGGAGUGUUUUAUCAGGAGGAAUAUCUCUUAAUAAAGACACCACUGCCAUACACAACUCUUGCCAGCACAGUCAGGGCCACAACAUACACCUUAACCCAGGAUGUCUACACUUCCAUGACCAGCACUGUGUGUAUAUUUAUGAUGUACAAACAGCUGUAUUAUUUCAUAGGUGUUGCUGUCACUUUAUAUAUGCAUUCAUUCCUCUUCACUAAAUAUAUAUAUAGACUAGGCAGUUUCAGGUAGGUACUGGAUGUGUAUAUAGGGUAACAUAUACUUGUCAUAAGGCCGGUGUUCAGUAGACACCUGAACAUAAUAACAGUACUACAGUUUUGAGUAUGAGGGAGGAUGUAAAGUGUGUGUGUGUGUGUGUGUGUGUGUGUGUGUGUGUGUGUGUGUGUGUGUGUGUGUGUGUGUGUAGAUUUACUGAAAAGUGUCCAGUCCUCCCUUGCAAUAUUCCAGAAACAACAAUUUCUAUUUUCAUUCCUAUUAAUAAUAUGUUUAGUUAAAAUAGUAUUGUGUGCUACAUGCUGUGUAAUUAAUAUUUUGUACUGUAUUUAUUUUUAUAUAAACCAAGUAUUAUUGUCAAAGGUUUUAAUUGAUAUUUAAUGAUCAUUAUGCUCACAGGUUGUGUCACUUUCAAUAAAUAAAAUACAAUGGUAUUUAGCCAAACCAUUUUUCCGUUAUCAUCUACAAAAAAUGUACAUGCCAGAAUUUGUUGUAAUUAUUUUUAUAAGAUAUAUUUUUGUAGAGCAUAAUUCCCUUCAAUUUUUAUAAUGGAGUACUGAUAUUUUGGAACACUGAGGAAGGUGAUUCAUGAAAAUAGGUAACUUGGUGAAACAGGUUUGUGUAGAGGAGGGGUCCUGGGAACACAGCAGGAGGCUGACUGAUAGACACACACCCAGUCAGACAUGUGCCCAAUCAUCACUGUAACCUGUGUUGCCUGCCACAAGUUUGCCAUUCAUGGACAUAUGAAAAGUUUUUUUUUUUUUCUUCAUAUGGUAACACUACUACUCUGGUUACAGUGAAGAGUGGAAGGCAGAUAGUACUUUAUAUGUCACUGUAUGUAGUGCUAGUGUUUAUGGUACUUGAAUAAGCAACAUACAUAUUCCUGUGUUCCUUUGCUAUGCUACUAAGUUAACUGAUCAGUGACUUAUCCCUUUGAAGAAUUGAGUGCACUGCAUAAUACAAGACUGAUGUACUAAUCUUUGAACAGCCUUCACCUUAUCCUUAUUUCAUCAUCUUUGCUCCUUACAAUUUCUUGUUGUGAUUCUCUCCUGUUUGUUUCAUUACUUUGUUCUCUCCUCACUUUUCACUUCACUUUUCAUUCCUAACUAUUUUAUCAGUUUUCUUGCAUAGUGGCAUGAAAACCUUCUCAUGCCACCAUAGUUACCUGAAUACUUUUGUUAAUUAAGAGUCAACUCCUUAGAAAUAAUGGUGUCAAGUUUAAUUUACCAUUGUAAUGAUUUGUGUUGUGGUUUUAUUAUGUCCAUAUAAUUAUUUAUUUAUCUGUAUAUAUUCAUUAUCUUUUUGUUUAUUAUAUUUUUAUUAGAAGAUAGAUUAGUGUUGUAAUAUAUAAAUUUUAUUUAUUUGAAAUCCUAUCAGAUUUAAUAAAGAGAGUUAAGAUAUUUAUUGAGGUAAAUAUAUAAAGUUUGAUUUAAGGAGAGACUGUAACAUUGAGUUUUAUAUAUGUUAAUUUUAAAAAAAAAAUUUUUUUAUUCCAAAUAGCACUUUGACAAUCUUCACUUUGUCUACACAUCCUCAUCACACCUAGGCAAGCAUGAGCUCACUCACCCAUACACAAUGUAGAAUGUAAUAGAGUGUUCCUUGGAUCACGCUUAGCAAAUGCUUCUUUUCGCUCUUAUUGCCACAAGAUGAUGUAAAUUUGUUUUUUUGUAUUGCUACUGGAUAUUGGGUUAGUUUUUGUAUUACUCCACACAUAGUUAGUGGUCAUUCACACCUUGAUGUUUUUAAGAAUAUAAUGCACAAAUUUGCUAGAUAUCUUUUACAAAGAGUAUUAGGUUUGUGUAAAUGUUCUCUUGCAUUCUAAAAUUUUUUAAUUGUCCUGUCCACAGCAAAGUUUGUUAUUUUCUAGCACAUGCAUUCUGUUAGUACUUUAUGUUCUGGCAGUCACUACUAUUUUUGAUUACUUGAAUGUUCCACAAUUGUCCAGUUGUUCUGUCUUCAGCAAUGUACCUACUUUUUCUUUUUACAUUCUUUACAACACAUUUAUAAGCUGACAAAUAUAGACUAUUUUAUAUACA
This is a messenger RNA of Portunus trituberculatus (swimming crab), 7791 nucleotides long. Its product is annotated as peptidyl-glycine alpha-amidating monooxygenase B-like. Gene Ontology annotation, molecular function: oxidoreductase activity, acting on paired donors, with incorporation or reduction of molecular oxygen, reduced ascorbate as one donor, and incorporation of one atom of oxygen; protein binding; copper ion binding. Gene Ontology annotation, biological process: peptide metabolic process. Gene Ontology annotation, cellular component: membrane; extracellular region. The transcript has 20 exons. The record is from RefSeq and is a predicted model, not a curated record. Lineage: Eukaryota; Metazoa; Arthropoda; Malacostraca; Decapoda; Portunidae. Bases 1 to 3153 code for a protein of 1050 amino acids.